GAUAGUGAAAAAGCCGGUCCAAAAAUAUAAAAAGUUAAUCAGUAACUUGAUGUUCAAAGGUCUUUAUAGUGCAUAGAAGUAAGAACGCAAAGUGUUAACAAAGUUUAACCAAUUCAAAUGUUUUCGAUUCCGAAUUUCGAUGUCACACGUUACUUCACCGCAACUACCACCAUCACCACCACCACCGCGCUGCAUGAGAAUUGGGAAGUUCAAUCGCAAAACUAUCACAAGGAAUGUGCGACAGCCAUCAGAACCAGAAUUCAAAGCUGACCAUGCCAUCAGCGGAAGCGGAUUCAAUUUUCUACCGUCAAUCCUUGUUCAUUUAUUGGAUAGGGCUAACUUUCAUUGGUGUCCAGCAGUUUGACCUCAGUCGUGGUGCAUUCGAAGAUGGCAACAACAAUAAUGUGAAAGUCACCCAGCACGGCCUGGAGCUAACACAAACGAUAAACAUACAGCGACAGGAAUAUUUACAGAAACAAUGUGAGACGUUGGGCUAUAGUACACACAUGUUAGAUGAUCUGACAGAAGAGCAAAUGGAUCACAUGAUUGUGGAUAGGGAACACAAGUUUCUGUAUUGUUAUGUGCCGAAGGUGACGAAGAAGAGAAGGAAGAACUGCAAAUCGUAGAAGUAUUCACUUUGGAUUACCAAAAUCAACUGAAUAUGGGUUGAAGAAUAUGGGUAAUGAAAGAUUUUGUUAAAUGAUGGGCGUUACAACGGUGGAGUUUUCUUAUAUUUUAAAGAUCAUUAAGGAUAACGACGUUUUUAAAAAUAAACUCAGUCCAGCACAACUUCCGGUAGAUAUACAACUGAAAAUUGUGCUUUGCCGUUUAGAAUCAUCAGGCGAAGGGCUUUCCAUUCGCAAAGUAGUGUCUCUCUUUGGUGGAACCGAAAUUUCAUUAGCUGAAGCCCCUGAAAAGGACCAUGUGCUUUUAUUUUAACGCAAACGGCACUAUGCUAUAAGAAUGCAGGAUAUGUGCAGUGUUGCCAGAACUUUUUGGA
Rhagoletis pomonella (apple maggot) is the source of this 1000-nucleotide messenger RNA. RefSeq lists its product as uncharacterized. The transcript has 2 exons. The record is from RefSeq and is a predicted model, not a curated record. NCBI's taxonomy places the organism in Eukaryota, Metazoa, Arthropoda, Insecta, Diptera, Tephritidae. Bases 234 to 626 code for a protein of 130 amino acids.